GGAUAUGUCUAUUGACAUGAUGCUGAAGUUGUUUGUGGCCAUUGGACUUUCAUGUCAUUUGUGUGUAGCGGCAGUGCCGACUGUCUCACAGACUGCUUGUACCGCAAAUGGAAAUGAAUGUAGCGGUAUACCCAACUCAGCUUGCGUCUCUACUAAGUGCAAGUGCAAUGCAGGGUUCAUUGAAACCACUACAACAUGUACCAAAGCUGUCUCAGGAACAUCAUGUACUAAAUCUGGGAACGAAUGCAGUUCUAUCGCCAACUCUGCUUGUGAUGUGACAAAUUCAAAAUGCAAAUGUGAUUCCGGUUUCAAAGAAACAGUGAAUAAGUGCACAGCAAAAUCUAAAGCCACCACAGUAUCUACUACAACAAUUACUACAUUGUUUGGUGCUACGUUACUUGUGUUUGCUUUCAGAGACCUUUUUUAAGCUGGUAAAUUAUUCAACACAACGUAUUACCAGAUCAUGACAGAUGAAUAAGAAAAUAUGUAUUUAUAUGUUCAGCUUAAGACAUUAGAAGCCUUUUUGACAAAUCACAUUUUCAAAAUUAUCCGCGGGAGAAGUUUGUAGCUUGUAAAUGACCAAUAUAGUUUUCUAUGUGGAAAACAUUUCUUUGCUUAAGUAGUUUAUCAUUUUAUUUGCUCAUAACAUUUUCUCCUAUCUGAUUGAAUAGAGCAAAAAAUUCAUACCGCCAAUUUUAAUAGAUGUGCAUUAGUGCUUAUUUUUAAGUUUUUCAUGUUUUUGUUAACUUAAUGGCAGGUUUAAUUUCUAUCAAGAUCUUUAUAUAAAUUGUUUUAGUAUAUAUAUUUCAUUCUUUUUGUCAGUCCAAAAAUCCAAUAUAACAAACAGGGGAUACUCUUAGUAUUUUUGUCAGGAACUAUUUUAACGCUUUGGCAAAGAUUAAAAGAAGCAAAUAUGUAAAUAUUUUCGAUGAAUCAAAAACCAAUUUCAAUUAAUCGAAAAUAUCUAGAUACUGAACGAGUCGCUUUGAUGUUAAUCUUUGAAGUUCAUGACGUUCCUUUCUUUACGGAAAUAAAAUCUAAGCGGAAAGUUGAAGUGGCAUUAUGCGCAUCUUAGUGGUUUUUUUGGUGACUGUUUCAUUAACGCAAUUUUCAGUUGCUGUGCAUUUAUAUGUAUUACAUAAACGAUAAUGCUGCAUAUAUAUUUGAAGUUGAUGUUUUGAAACAAAGAAAUCGGACUAAUAAAAUAAUAGUUCCAUUCUUCUCAGUGAUCUCCCUUAUGUUGUUGUUGUUGUUGUUGGUAGAGAAAUUCUGCAGUGGAAGGGAAACAACUCUUGAACACAGUUUUUUUCUCUUAAAAACAGUGGACCACUGAAAAUAAAAAAGUAAUAUUUGGAAAGUUAUUAUGUUGUACUGGUAGCAGGAAGAGUUUAGUAUAUUGGGUUAAAACUAUUAUUUUCUCUACACUUCUUAUGCUCCUAUCUAUUUCAGCUGGAUUUUUGCUUGAAAAAAAUGGGCAUAAAUCCACUUUAAAUAAGACCAGUCGUUUGAACACGACCAUGGAUUUCCUCUGGAAAACGAUUUAAUACACUGUCAAAGUGUAAAAGUUUCAAGUGAAAUUUGACAUUAGAGUUAGGUGGUGAUAUUUUAAAAAAAGCUGGGACAAAGGCAUGACAUAUUUAUGUACCUUGAUCGUUUGAUGUUUUUUCAUUCAUUCAGUGUUUCUCUAUUUUAAGUACAUAUUUUUUUCAGAAGUUUGUCAACAUUUUUAUUUUGUUAUUUUUCUAUAUUCACAUUUUUUUUGCAUUACAUUUCCAGAACAACUGUUUUAUUUUCAAAUAAACCUCUUUGUUUAAUUUGUGACUAUGUUUCAACAAUGGCAUUAUUGUUAAAUGCACUAAUGCAUUUGAAUGAAACUGGCUGAUAGAUGGUAGAUGAGUAAUACUCAUUCAUUUGCUCAGUUAUAUACAAAGUCAUUAAAACACGUAAAUAAUCACCUAAAUCAGACAUUUUUAUCCUGUCGGUAAUUUAAUUUUGCCUUUUCACUAAUCGGAACUUCUUACAGUUCCUCGAUAAUUUUGGCAAUAUCUUUCAUAACACCUGUAGUACUUUUAUGAAAUUCAGACACUUAGUCCAGUAUAUUGUUAAGAUCUUUCGAAAAAUUCCACAAAUAAAAUUUUAUGAAUAUAAUUAUUAUCUUAUUCAUUACGAUCUAUAUCCAUGUUUUAAAAACAACAGAAAUAAAAAUGCAUGUUUUGUUUUUAUUCAACGAGCAAAUAUUAUUUACAAGGAUAUAGAGUUGUAUAUAUGAUAUUGAAUUGUCACCGUUGUCUGGUCAAAUAUCAAACCCAAAUUUAAACAUAUGUCAAAGAUAUAAUAGGAUAAAGAAGUUAUUUUGUUUUUGUCAAGUUUUAAUAUCUUAUUACGACAUUCGAUCAGUAAUAAAUUCUAGACAUUUAUGUGAUUUUUUUGACAUUUUAAAAUUGGAUUAUAAAAUACAUUAAAUGAUAUCACAGCAUUACUCAACGCAUUAUUCAUUAUUGAUUUAUUACUGUGGAGUUUUAUGAAAAAAUAUCAUUAGCAACGCAUGUGUUAGAAAUUCUAUCAAUGUACUGUAUUGUGAAAUAUAUUGCCAAACAUUUCAAGGGGCGUUAGAACUGAACUUCCGAUUAGUAUAUUGCCUACAUUUGAGCAAUUUGAGUCCUAAGGAAUACUGGUAUAGUCAAUAUUAAAUGACUUUAUGUAAUUCGUGCAACCAAUCAAUGUACUGUAAAUGAAAAGUUUUUAAUAAAACUGUUGCUAAAUGUAGGGAUUGUAUACAUAAGGAUGAUCUGCAAUCAGGGUAUUAUUCCACUCUAAAGGCGUAUGAACAUGAUUAAAUAAUAUUGCUUU
Mercenaria mercenaria is the source of this 2850-nucleotide messenger RNA. RefSeq names its product G surface protein, allelic form 168-like. The transcript is spliced from 4 exons. The record is from RefSeq and is a predicted model, not a curated record. Bases 5 to 427 code for a protein of 140 amino acids. Lineage: Eukaryota; Metazoa; Mollusca; Bivalvia; Venerida; Veneridae.